Chrysochloris asiatica (Cape golden mole) is the source of this 192-nucleotide messenger RNA. RefSeq names its product cytochrome c oxidase copper chaperone-like. Gene Ontology annotation, biological process: mitochondrial respiratory chain complex IV assembly. Gene Ontology annotation, molecular function: copper ion binding; copper chaperone activity. NCBI's taxonomy places the organism in Eukaryota, Metazoa, Chordata, Mammalia, Afrosoricida, Chrysochloridae. The record is from RefSeq and is a predicted model, not a curated record. Gene Ontology annotation, cellular component: mitochondrial intermembrane space. Bases 1 to 192 code for a protein of 63 amino acids. The transcript has 2 exons.
AUGCCAGGUCUCGCGGCCGCAAGCCCAGCUCCGUCCGAGUCGCAGGAGAAGAAGCCGCUGAGGCCCUGCUGCGCCUGCCCAGAGACCAAGAAGGCACGCGAUGCGUGCAUCAUCGAGAAAGGAGAAGAGCACUGUGGACAUCUAAUUGAGGCUCACAAGGAGUGCAUGAGAGCCCUGGGAUUUAAAAUAUGA